Molecule: messenger RNA, 4072 nt
Organism: Linum trigynum
Lineage: Eukaryota; Viridiplantae; Streptophyta; Magnoliopsida; Malpighiales; Linaceae
Source: the annotation of a GenBank genome assembly
UUGUACAUUAUAAAUAAUCAAUUAAUUAACAACAAAGAAAUAAUAUAAAUAUUCAAUUAAUGUGCAAACAUGUGUUAGAUUUUUUAUACCCUUUUCUAGUGUUCUAGUUUUCUUUGACCUUUGCUUUUCUCUUUGUUCAUUAAUUGUUUGGAUAUCAUUAGACAAGAUGGAAAUAAUGGUGCGACAAAAGAUUAUGCGUCUAAUAUGUUGAUGUUUACUCAAACUAUUAACUUUGCAUUCAUCUUGAAAAUGAUGAUCGGAGUACUUUCAAACACCAAUGAAUUGUAUGCGGCAUUGUAAAGGAAAGAACAAGAUAUAGUGAAUGGUGUGCACUAUGUUCGUGGAAAAAGUUUAGAUUACAAGACACAAAGGAUAAUUAAUGGGAUUGGGUUUCCGGCCCUGAUACGGCAGUAUGAGCAACAACUUUGGGAAUGAACUUCUCUGCCUAAAAACAAUUCGCCCAUCAUCCCUGGGACUACCACUCCGCCCCCUGCCCAGGAAAUGAUGGAUGGGGCUGUCUAUCUAUGGGAUGGGUCUACCAAAAGUGAAUCACACUCGGCAGGGGAUGGUUAUCUUGACCCCUGCUAGGGAAAUCCUUUUGGUUCAAGGGGUCCAGUUUGAAGGCUUAGAUGAUCCAAUGGUGGCAGAAUUGCUUACUCUUAGUGAUGCCGUUUCUUGGGUCAGGAACCUUUGUUUUAUGGAGAUGAGAUUUGAAGGUGAUGCCAAAAUGGUGAUUGAGAAGAUUUUGCAGCGUGAUACUCGGGAUAACCAAGUGGGAGCUAUAACUUCUCCUGUUUCAACCUAACUCGAGAGUUCCAGCUCGUGAGUUAGUAACCCCUCCAAAAUUGGCCCAAAGGUUGCACCCAACAAGAAAUCCAAUAAGAAACACAAAAAGAGAUAGCCCAUUCCAGCAGCUAAAUGGUAAGCCCAUAAUCCAGUUUGGGAGGCCGACCUCUGUACUUCAUAUUUUCAUAUUUUGCUCUCUCUCUCUCUCUCUCUCUCUCUCUCUCUCUCUCUCUCUCUCUGUUUUCCUGUCCGGUGCCCAUUUCUCCGCAUAUGGAAUGAAGUGGAACGAAAGCAGAGCAGAUGCAGAGCACCCAAGUGUACCGUACAAUGAUGCUAAUCACACUUAAGCGUCGCAAUCUCCAUUAAUGAUUUGCACAGCAUAAUCUAAUCCCAUUCUACUACAGCUAAUUGCGUCUGGGUGAAGAGUCAAGAACAUAGAUACGCUGAGAUUCUACGACCUGAGGAUAAGCUGCUACACUUUCUCACUCGUCCCCUGAAAUGCCGUCGGUGGAAGGGGAAAUUGGGAAGCUAAGUUCAAUGUAUAUAACAUCCAUCGCAAAAUACUAUACUUAGUCGAGAGAGAGACAGUAAUCUUCGUGUUAACCAAGACAGGGAUACGAGAAUCAGCCUUUAUUGUUAUACAAAUACUGUAAUGCAGAAACAGAGCAUUAGAAAUUUAGAAUUGGAGAAAGGGAAGAAGAAAAAAAAAAAUGAAGUGGCCUCUGGGUUUAGCAAAAUUCAAGGUUGUCUGUCUGGGAUGCAAAAGGCAGCGACCAUGCCUGACCACGUGGGAGUAUGUCUUCCUUUCACGCUACAGCGUUAGUGAUAUUAAUAUGAUUGUGAUCUUUUUUUUCUCUUCCAAGUUCAGUGUAAAAGGACAACAAGAGAGGAAACAACAAACUCGAGUUGUUGGGAGAGGUUCAAUCGUGGAUCAUAUACCACAACACUAACACGCCUCCUCAAACGAAAGCCACCCACAAGGGCUUGAAGUUUGCACAGGUCUGAAGACAAGAAUACCAUGUGCUUAAUAAAUGGGGGUCACCGGGAAUCGAACACAAGACCUCUCGGUCACAGAAGGCUCUGAUACCAUGUCAUGAACCAGUUGCUCCCAAUAACUCGAGUUGUUGGAAGAAGGUUAUGCUGGAUCUUAUACAGGUCCGUGUGUGGUGCUUAACCACUUCCUUACACGCCCCCUCAAACGAAAGCCGACUCAUGGGCUUGAAGUUUGCACAGGCCCGCCAUACCAUGUGCUUGAAGACAACGGUUAAUAUUGGAGGUCGUGAGGACUUGAACAUGUGACCUCAAGGACAAACCAGCUCUGAUACCAUGUCAUGAACGAGUUGCUCCCUAUAACUCGAGUUGUUGGAAGAAGGUUAUGCUGGAUCUUAUACAGGUCCGUGUGUGGUGCUUAACCACUUCCUUACAGUUCGCACAGGCUUAUCAUGCCAUUUGGUUUAAAACAACGGUUCAUAUUAGGUGUGGUGAGGAUUUGAACACGUGACCAAAAUGACAAACCAGCUUUGAUACCAUGUCAUACCUAACUGGUUUGGCCAAGAGGUCACGUGUUCUGAUCUCCACGACCCCCUAAUAUUAACAGUUGAUUAAAACACAAGGUACAGUGUGCCUGUUCAAACUUCGCGCUCGUGGGUAGCCUAUCGUUUGAGGGCACGUGUAAGAAAAUGAUAUAUGAUCCAUAUGUUGAAUCCAACUGAUUUACGAUAAUAAGUGCCAGCCAAACAACGCCUUGCUUUUGCAUGGCAUCAUGCUCCAUUGUUCUUGCUACCUAGCUUCCUUCCUAUCAUUUUGGGUAUCUUAUUAUCUUCCUAUAAACAAAACUCACAAAUCAGAUUUGAUCAUUGAUUAACUUAGUGGGUUUUGUUUCUUUUCUUUCUUUCUUUGUUUCUUUCCUUUUGAAUAGGUUUUCCUAGGUUGAAGUGUAGGAGAGAUCAAAAUCAUUGGAAAUUUUGUGUCUGGUUUUUGGGUAUGGGGUGUGGUGGUUCAUGUAUACAAUUACAAAGGAAUGGCUCAUGCAUUGUCAUUGACCCUACCCAACAUCACCCAUAUACUCACCACCACCACACCCACAAUUAUGUCUUCUCUUUUCAUCCUCAUGGGCCAAGCUAAUGCCCCCAUUUGAAAACACUGCACUUUUUACUCCAUCAUUAUGCAUAAUUGCAUAUGCUUUGUUACCAUCUAUUUUUUUUUUAUACUUAUUGUUCAACUCCAACUAGGAGGAGGAGGGGGAAAACAUCCUAAUAAACAAAAACUCACUUCAUGCACAUUUGAAUUUUGACACCAACAACCAUUUGUGAAAUAAACAAAUAAAAUAAAAUGAGAGGAAUUGAUCGGCUGAUCUACCAUCCAAUUGUGGCCCCAUUUAGUACAAAUUUGUUGCUGAUAUGGUUGCAGUAUAAUUGUAACAACAAAAUAAAGGCACAACCACAACACCAUGAGAAUGAAAAACAAAAACACGUUUAAUAUCAAUGUUGAGAGACUUAAAUGAAAGCAGGAAAAUAACGGGAGGAAUAAUGUGUCAUGAUGAGAUAUGAGAAAAUUGAGAGACAAGUAUGAAUAAUAUUGGCAAUAAUAUUUCUAGGAUGAGCUAUGGAGAAAUGGAGAGGGAAAAAAAAUGUAAAAAUUGAGUCUAGCGAAAUUUGGUCAUAGAUGCUUCGAAUGAAAUUAUUACAACAACUUAUAUUAUCUCACAAGAAAUUGCUUUCGGGACAACAAUGACGCUACUUAAAGUUGUUUUCUCUAUGUUCAUCUAUGUGUUGUCACAAGGUUGUCAAACCGGUUUAUGCCAGUGUGUCGGUUUAGCAAGUGGAAUGGUUCAACCGGUGGCACAUACCGGUUUGUGCCGGUUCAUGACGGUCAAUAUUACUAUUAAAAUUAUAAAUACUCAUAUUUAAACAUAAAAUUUAACGUCAAUACCUAAGCAUUUAUACUUGAAUCCAACAAAUAACAUCAAUAUUUAAUUUUUGUACUCAUAAAAUAAAUAAUAAAAUAAUUUUUAUCAAUUAAAUUCUCUAAAAUAAAGUCAUUUUACUUAGAGAUUCGUAUAUCGAUCAUGCCGGUCAUACCGGUAAUGUCACGCCGGUUUUAUGACCGGUACCGGUUAAACCCGAUACAACCGGUGGCACGCCGGCCGGCGUGACAACCACUUGUCAACUUUUGUUGUCUUUUUAUAACCCUCUCCAAUGACCACAAUUCAAAUCCAUCAGACUAAACUUUUCUAACCUCUCGUUCAAUCUUCUUGCUCUGCCACUAAUCAACGAAAUGCAAGACA